AUGGCGCCUCUGGACAUUCAAUUUGCGACCUCUGCUUCAACCGUCCAAACCAAGAGAAGUACCAUAUUGGAUACCAUGAAUUGCUUCGGCCGUGUUCGCGAACCCUUUGCUCUCCAGCUCCUCGGCAAGAAACUGUACAUUUGUACGGACCCUGUUGACGUCUCAACCAUCUUUGAUGACACCGAGAGCUUUAAUUUUGAUCAUCACUUGACCGAUCUCUUGAAUAGCUUUGGAAUUUCGAACGAUGCUCUGAGACGAUCCUGGCACGUGCCAAGACCUGGCGACUGGUGCUUUAUCCCCAACAACCCUGUUAAUCCGAAGCAAAAGAGCUUGAUUCACUGUGUGGAAGACAUUUACAGAGCUCAACUUCUGCCCGGCGAACACAUGAAUAGAUGGACCCAGAAAUUUUUGAACUCAGUACGCGAUUCACUAUAUACUAUGGACAGUCUGGCAUUCUGCCUCCAGCCAGGUGGUGCCGGAUCAUAUCAAGGUCGCACACUUAGCAGGGUUUCUCUCUACUCUCUUGUUUCCUCUAUUAAUGUGCAGGCCACUGUCAACGCCAUGUUCGGACCUCGCCUACUGAACAUUGAUCCUUUGGUCGUCCAGUACAUGACGACCUUCAAUGAGUACGUCUGGAUGAUUAUAUUUCGAUGCCCUAACGUCUUUGGAUCGCCUAUACUUGCCGCUCAAAAUAAACUCCUGGCCGCUGUGCGCACGUUUGUGCAGCUUCCAGAAGAUCAACGCAAGGAGGCAUCUUGGGCCAUCACAAACACUCUAAAAGGCAUGGAGAUCGUCGGAAUGGACCUUGAGUCUAAAGUAUCCAUGAUACUCAUGAUCUUCUGGGCCGGUGUUUCUAACGAGCACAAUAGCUGUUUCUGGCUUCUGACUCAUUUAUUAUAUGACGAGACACUCCUGAACCUAGCAAGAGAAGAAACAGAAUCUGCUUGGCAGUCUGGACAUUUGGACAUCAAAUACUUAUGUGCAAACAGCCCAAAUCUUGACUCCAUUUUCAAUGAAGUCCUCCGACUCAAUAAUACUGCUGCUGCUGUCAGAGUCGCGUCAAAAGACACGACUGUUGGAGGCAAGCAUCUCCCAGCUGGAUCGACCAUCCUUAUGCCGUUUAGGCAGCUUCAUAUGAAUGAGAAUGUAUGGGGAACCGGUGUCUCGGAAUUUCAGCCCUUGAGAUUCCUCAACAGGAAGUCCUUGACUCGUUCUGCGUCUUUCAGACCUUUUGGUGGUGGGGCGACUCUGUGCCCUGGACAGACACUAGCCAGGCAGGAGAUCUAUGGGUUCAUUGCUGCCCUCCUGCACCGUUAUUGUGUGGAUGUGACACUGGAUUCUGUCGGGAACAAGCCACCCUUCCCGCGUCUGAAUUCAAUGACGCCAUCAUUUGGUCUCAAUGGUCCUAUCAAGGGCACAGAUGUGUUCGUCUCUAUCUCGGAAAAAUGGUGA
This is a messenger RNA of Pestalotiopsis fici W106-1, 1452 nucleotides long. RefSeq lists its product as uncharacterized. The transcript has 3 exons. The coding region runs from base 1 to 1452 and encodes 483 amino acids. NCBI's taxonomy places the organism in Eukaryota, Fungi, Ascomycota, Sordariomycetes, Amphisphaeriales, Sporocadaceae. The record is from RefSeq and is a predicted model, not a curated record. Gene Ontology annotation, molecular function: iron ion binding; steroid hydroxylase activity; oxidoreductase activity, acting on paired donors, with incorporation or reduction of molecular oxygen.